AUGCUCAGCGCAAGAUCAAUCGCCACCAAAAGGUGUCUGGCCACCCAUGCCCAAAAAUUCACCUCGGACAUGGCUGGAUCACGUGCAGCCCCGCCAUAUGCCAAGCUCAUCGCUAACCUCGACAAAGUCAAAGCCAUCACCAACAAUACGCCGCUAACGCUUGCCGAAAAAAUUCUAUAUUCGCACCUGUGUGACCCAGAGGAGUCUCUAACGUCUUCGAAUCUGCAAGAUAUCCGCGGCCUACAAUACCUCAAACUGAAUCCUGAUCGUGUGGCCAUGCAGGACGCAUCUGCACAGAUGGCGCUACUACAAUUCAUGACCACAGGUCUGGCAGAGACUUCGGUUCCAGCUUCCAUCCACUGUGACCAUCUUAUCGUUGGGAAGGACGGUGAGGCCCUGGAUUUGGCAUCCUCCAUUGCCACCAACAAAGAGGUCUUUGACUUCUUGCAGAGCUGUGCCGACAAAUACGGUAUUCAAUUCUGGGGUCCCGGCUCUGGUAUUAUCCAUCAAAUUGUGCUGGAAAAUUUCUCGGCGCCAGGUCUCAUGAUGCUCGGAACAGACUCCCAUACGCCUAACGCAGGUGGUCUGGGUGCUAUUGCCAUCGGUGUUGGCGGUGCUGAUGCUGUUGAUGCCUUAACUGGCACACCAUGGGAGCUCAAGGCUGCCAAAGUCCUUGGUGUCAAGCUCACCGGUCGUAUGCACGACUGGACCUCGCCCAAAGACGUUAUAACAAAGCUUGCUGGUAUUCUUACCGUCAGAGGUGGUACUGGCUACAUUGUCGAGUACUUCGGAGAAGGUGUUGAAACCUUGUCCUGCACCGGUAUGGCUACCAUAUGUAACAUGGGUGCCGAAAUCGGAGCUACCACUUCGACGUUCCCAUAUCAAGAAGCACACGCUCGUUAUCUAAAGGCCACUGGAAGAGCAGGACUUGCUGAGUUGGCCGAUAAUGCUGCACGCAACCACAACUUUCUACGCGCUGAUCAAGGUGCCCAAUACGACAAGGUCAUCGAGAUCAACUUGAGCGAGCUGGAACCUCAUGUAAACGGGCCAUUUACUCCAGACUUGUCCACUCCGAUAUCUGAAUAUGGCUCAAAGACUUUGAAGGAAAAUUGGCCUCAGAAAAUAUCCGCUGGUCUUAUAGGCUCUUGUACCAACUCUUCAUACCAGGACAUGACCAGAGCCGCAGAUCUUGUGAGACAGGCCUCCGAUGCUGGAUUGAAACCCCGCAUUCCUUUCUUUGUCACUCCAGGAUCAGAGCAAAUCAGAGCCACUAUGGAAAGAGACGGCUUAAUCAAGACAUUCGAAGAUAAUGGAGCUAUUGUGCUAGCGAACGCUUGCGGGCCAUGUAUCGGGCAAUGGGAUAGACAGGACGUUCAAAAGACUUCCAGCGAGGUGAACUCCAUCUUCACUUCUUUCAACCGUAACUUCAAGGCCAGAAACGAUGGAAACAGAAACACUAUGAACUUUUUAACAUCGCCCGAAAUGGUCACAGCAAUGAUCUAUUCUGGGGAUGCUCAGUUCAACCCUAUAAAAGACUCAAUCAAGCUGCAGGAUGGCUCAGACUUCACCUUCAAGCCUCCAACGGGUGUCGAACUGCCACAGCGCGGAUUUCUGUCCGGCAGACAAGAGUUUUAUCCACCACAGAAUCCUACACCCGAUGCUUCAGUUGAAGUAAGGGUGUCUCCUACUUCUGACCGCUUGCAGUUGCUCGAGCCUUUCAAGCCUUGGAAUGGUCAAGAGUUGAAAACAAAUGUUCUUUUGAAGGUUGAAGGUAAAUGCACAACCGACCACAUUUCUGCCGCUGGAGUUUGGCUGAAAUACAAAGGCCAUUUGGAAAACAUCUCUUACAACACUCUAAUCGGAGCCCAGAAUAAGGAAACUGGAGAAGUAAACAAGGCAUACGAUUUUGACGGUACAGCUUAUGGAAUUCCAGAACUCAUGAUGAAAUGGAAGCAAGAAGAGAGACCGUGGACUGUGGUAGCCGAGCACAACUACGGUGAAGGAUCUGCAAGAGAGCAUGCUGCCUUGUCUCCAAGAUUCUUGGGAGGUGAGAUUAUUUUGGUCAAGUCCUUCGCUAGAAUCCACGAAACGAAUUUGAAAAAGCAAGGUGUACUACCUCUGACAUUUGCCAACGAAUCCGACUACGAUCUGAUAUCUUCAGGUGACGUUUUGGAGACUGUGGGUUUGAAGGAAUUAGUUGCAAAGGACGGAAACAACGGCGGCGAGCUAGACAUUAAAGUCACAAAACCAACCGGCGAGUCGUUCACCAUAAAGGCGAAGCACACCAUGUCCAAAGAUCAGGUCGCUUUCUUCAAGUACGGCUCAGCUAUCAAUUACAUUGGCGAAAUAAGCCGCGCUUGA
Molecule: messenger RNA, 2361 nt
Organism: Lachancea sp. 'fantastica'
Lineage: Eukaryota; Fungi; Ascomycota; Saccharomycetes; Saccharomycetales; Saccharomycetaceae
Source: the annotation of a GenBank genome assembly